AUGGCCACAUUAAGAACAGCCGCGCCGUCUAUAUCGACCAUCUUCCGAUUCUCCGCUCAACCUGCUGCCACUCGGCGAUGCGCACAUUGUUUAAAGGCGCAACGAUGUCCCUUCUCCUCCUUCAGACCCAAGGCCCAGUCGAGUAAGAGGCCUCUCAUGACCGAAUCAGCACAUCGGCCGCAAACGCUUGGACCCGAGAUGCCACCACCGAAAAAUAGCGGGUCGCCAGACACAAGCAUAUCGGCCGGCCAACAUCAGACAUGGCCUCCAACUGCGCCCUGGGAGCGGAAAGAUGGAGGGUCAAGAGUCAGUGAGCGGGAGGGCGAGGCACAAAAAAGCAAACCCACCGUGGCUUCAAUGACUGGCGCAGCAGCAGCGAAGCCAUCUACAACGCCUGAGGCAGCGGCGGCGAAGCCAAAGAAGAGCAAGCUCAGACCCAGGAAAGCGCCCAUCACAUUAACACCCAAGGCAAUUGAACAGCUACAAGCCCUGUUCGAUCAACCGGAGAGCAAGCUCAUUCGAGUGGGUGUGAAGAAUCGAGGUUGCAGCGGCUUGGCAUAUCAUCUCGAAUAUGUGGACAAGCCUGGAGCAUUCGACGAAACAGUGGAGCAGGACGGCGUUAAGGUGUUGAUUGACAGUAAAGCGCUAUUCAGCAUCAUUGGUAGCGAGAUGGACUGGCUUGAGGACAAGCUAAGUGCUCGCUUUAUCUUCAAAAAUCCGAACAUAAGUGAGUACUUCCGGCGUUUGAAUUUCCGCGUAAUUACUGACACUGUGUGCAGCGGAACAAUGCGGCUGCGGCGAAUCGUUCAGCAUUUCAUGA
Messenger RNA from Lecanosticta acicola, 820 nucleotides. The record is from the annotation of a GenBank genome assembly. NCBI's taxonomy places the organism in Eukaryota, Fungi, Ascomycota, Dothideomycetes, Mycosphaerellales, Mycosphaerellaceae.